Molecule: messenger RNA, 1608 nt
Organism: Penicillium cinerascens
Lineage: Eukaryota; Fungi; Ascomycota; Eurotiomycetes; Eurotiales; Aspergillaceae
Product: scramblase family protein
Exons: 3
Coding region: 1-1608 (535 amino acids)
Biological process (GO): plasma membrane phospholipid scrambling
Cellular component (GO): plasma membrane
Molecular function (GO): phospholipid scramblase activity
Source: RefSeq, a predicted model, not a curated record
AUGUGGACUGCCAGGCUUCGACAGCCGUCGCUGUUGUCGCCACGCGCGAUUCCGUUCCGUCGACCACUGUCGAGCCUCCGAGGCAACAACACUCAUCGUGGCCCGCGCAACAGUAUAAAGCGACCGGAGCGUAUCGAACCGAUACAGAAAGCAUCAAAAACGCCAGAGCAGCCUGAAUCUGCCAAUUCCGAAGCUCAAGAUGGCCCCGACCCGAAUUAUGACCCUUCGCAAAAUACCCUCCUCUCUCCCGUCCAUCUCCCAGAAGAUCCCCAUGCCGUCCUCAAGGAGAAUCACCCUGCGAUCAGCAUAUUGGCAAACUCUGGACUAGUGGUUCAGCGUCAACUUGAAAUGAUGAAUGUGAUGAUUGGCUUCGAACAAGCGAACAAGUAUGUCAUUAUGGACGCGAUGGGUAACCACGUCGGUUAUAUGGCAGAGCAGGAGAAGGGCAUGGGCAAUGCGAUGGCGCGCCAAUGGUUUAAAACCCAUCGAAGCUUCGUGACGCAUGUGUUCGACCGACACGAGAAUGAGGUGCUUCGGUUCAACCGUCCGUUCUCUUGGAUCAACAGUCGAAUCCAAGUAUACGACCCCCUCGACCCUUCUGCGAGCAAUUACUCUUCUUCGACUUCUCAACACACCACGACUCCCGGGUCUCUCGUCCAGACUGAUGCUGCUACUCGCGUAUCUCCACUCGGAUUCGACCAAAUGCGAAUCGUUGGCGAAGCCCAAUCGCAAUGGGCACCCUUACGUCGGAAAUACAAUCUCUUCACAUACCAUCAGUCCCCGAACCCAGCAACAGAUAUGGCCACUCAGAAGUUCCCACUGGAUAGCUCCGAUCUAUCGAAAACACAACAGAUGCAACUAGCACAGACGUCCAAGCAAGGCCAGGGCGAAUUUAAUCAGUUCGCAUACGUUGAUGAGCCUUUGCUAUCCUGGGACUUCUCUUUGCGCUCUGCUGACAACCGACUGAUCGGAUCGGUGAAUCGUAACUUUGCUGGUUUUGCUCGAGAGAUCUUCACCGAUACCGGUGUCUAUGCAUUGCGAAUGGAUUCGGCUGGAUUGGGUGUCUUGCAGGCGCCGAAUGAAGCCAAUACGCCAACCGGGAUGACACUAGACCAACGCGCAGUGAUGCUAGCUACGGCAGUGAGUGUGGACUUUGACUACUUUAGCCGUCACAGCGGCUCAGGUGGAUUCGGCUUCAUGCCUCUCUGGUUCCCUGGCAUGGGCGGUGAAGCUGCCGCUGGGGGUGCUGCUGCUGGAGAGGCAGCCGGUGGUGCUGCCGCUGGUGGUGCUGCGGCCGGCGAAGCUGGUGCGGUUGGCGAGGCAGCUACGGGUGCAAUUGGAAGGGCCGGUGCUGCCGGUGGCAUGGCAGAGGGCAUGGCCGCUGGAGCCACAGGUGCGGGAGCUAUGGCUGGAUAUGAAGCAAUGCAAAGAGGCAUGUCGGGCGACCAAAGCAGCCAGUCAGCGUACCCAGACCAGCAAUCGCCAGGGCAGCCAGAGCCAUACGAAGAUGCUUGGCCUCAAGAGCAACCAGAUGACCUCUGGGGCGAGGAUGAGGACCCUUGGAGCGAUGGAGGGGACGGUGGAGGAGAUGAUUUUGACUUUUUUUAG